Messenger RNA from Aspergillus niger, 1242 nucleotides. RefSeq lists its product as uncharacterized. Lineage: Eukaryota; Fungi; Ascomycota; Eurotiomycetes; Eurotiales; Aspergillaceae. The transcript has 4 exons. The coding region runs from base 1 to 1242 and encodes 413 amino acids. Gene Ontology annotation, cellular component: extracellular region; cell surface. Gene Ontology annotation, molecular function: glucan exo-1,3-beta-glucosidase activity. The record is from RefSeq and is a predicted model, not a curated record. Gene Ontology annotation, biological process: glucan catabolic process.
AUGGUCAAGCUACUUCCCACCUUCCUGCUCCAAGCUGGCUUCGCUCUCGCAGCAGUGGAAUAUCUCAACUGGACUACUUACAUCGCCAACGAUAUCGAUACGUUGGCGAACGCCGGAGUGAACACUUUGCGUAUCCCCACCACAUAUGCUGCUUGGGUCAAAGUGCCCGGGUCCCAGCUGUACUCUGGGAACCAGGUAUCCUUUCUGAACAACAUUGCAACAUAUGCUAUCACUAGGUAUUCCAUGCAUAUCAUCAUCGAUGUACACUCCUUACCAGGUGGAGUGAACGGUAAGGCGUUCGGGGAGGCAACAGGACAUUACGGAUGGUUCAACAACCAAACGGCGUUGGAUUACUCGCUUCAGGCUAUCGAUUCCGUCAUUGCCUAUAUUCAGAACUCCAGCAAUCCUGGAUCCUAUACUAUUGAGCCUAUCAACGAGCCCGUCGACAAUAAAGAUAUGUCAGCAUUCGGGAGUCCAGAAGCAUUAUCCGAUGAAGGCGCAGCUUGGGUUUUGAAGUACAUUCAGGCAGUACUGGACAAGGUUGAGGUGAUCAGCCCGGAUAUACCGGUCAUGUUCCAAGGCAGUUUCCGAGGCGAGGAGUACUGGUCACCCAACUUCUCUACAUCCGCUAACCUGGUAUUCGAUGUGCACAACUAUUAUUUUGCCGGACGAGGAGCAACCGGUAAGAAUAUUACGACCUACAUCUGUGCCGAUGCAAAGAAUGGAGCCGGUGAUGGCAAAUUUCCCGUAUUUGUCGGCGAAUGGUCGAUCCAGGCACAGUACAAUAACUCCUUUGCUGACAGAGAUGAAGCUCUCAACACCGGGCUCUAUGCUUCUGCGAAAGAUUCCCAGGGGAGUGCCUAUUGGAAUGCCAAGUUUUCGGGGAAUGCAACCGUCGACGGCCAAGGUACACAGGCUGACUACUGGAAUUACAUGACCUGGAUUGACAAUGACAUGAUCCAUCCGGACGAAGCUUCUGGGACUACUCUUUUGGCCAUCGAUCUUUUCUUGUUUUGGUUUCGUGAAUCUUACUGCUGUGCUCUAAGUAAUACCGGACUUGUUUCUUCCCAGCUUUCUUCUUCAAACUUAAUCAGACCCAAGGUACCUACGGCGGUUAAUGCUUAUCACAUGACAAGGGCGUUGCUCUCUCCACUGGAUGCCAAACGGCGACUCUCGCUACGCACUGACAAAUCCCAACCUGGCCCCAUCCAGCUAUGGCUCGAGUCCUACCGACGAGUCUGA